This is a messenger RNA of Solanum pennellii, 2598 nucleotides long. Its product is annotated as zinc finger CCCH domain-containing protein 38-like. The transcript has 3 exons. Gene Ontology annotation, molecular function: metal ion binding. Bases 1 to 2514 code for a protein of 837 amino acids. Lineage: Eukaryota; Viridiplantae; Streptophyta; Magnoliopsida; Solanales; Solanaceae. The record is from RefSeq and is a predicted model, not a curated record.
AUGGGUGAAAAUGCAAAAGAGCGAAAGUCUUUGUGGGAUGCUGAAGAAGAGAGUCCAAAUAGUCCGAAAUAUGAGGAAUGGGGACCUCCAAAAGCUGAUAAUUCAUGGCAGUUCAAAAGUAGAUCUGGUUGGUCAUCUGGGGACAAUGUUACAGGAAUUGAAGAUUUGAGGAAGGAUAACUAUCAUUACAAGAGCACGUCUCCAGCUUUUGAAAGGCAAAGCAAUAGCCACUCUCCAGAUAAUGGUCGGGCCCAAUCUCGCAGAUACGUCGGCAGAGCCAGGAGCAGGAGCCGGGGAAGGGGGGAAGGUAGGAGCAGGAGUCGCAGCAGGGGACGGGACAAGUUUAGGACCAGGAGCAGAAGCAGGAGCCGGGACAAGGGUAGUAUGAGAGUUCAGAAUAGGAGUCGUAGUCCUGAUAAUUCUAAACGUGAUCCAUAUGCAUCAACUGAUAGAAGAACUGGCCUUCAUAUAUAUUCCAAGGUAUGUAGAAAUUUUGCAGUAGGGAAUUGUAGGAGAGGCAGUCAAUGCUGGUUCGUUCAUCCAGAUGCUGCCAUUCAUAGGGAUGGAGGUAAUUUAGAGGACAACUUGUCAGAAAGAUUGGGUAGUCGACCUGAGCGUGGGCAUAUCUCAAGGUAUAAUGAUAGUGAAGGUCCUGGGUACCAAUCAAGGGACAAGCUUCCUUAUUUGCAUAAUUUGGAGGAUGAGCUGCAUAGAAACCGGAGUAGAGGUAGAAUUACUUGCAGGAAUUUUGUGAAAGGCGACUGUCGCUGGGGUGCAUCAUGCAGAUUUUCUCAUGAUAGUCCCUCAGGUGAUAACUAUGAGAAGGGCACUCAGAGUGAAUCAUUUAAUUAUGUUCAAGGCAAUCAAGCAACCAGAACCGGGAAAUCACUUUGUGAGUACUUUGCAGCGGGAAAGUGCUAUAAGGAUAAUUGCAAAUUCUCCCAUGAUGCCACAUCGAGAAAUCAUGAAAUUAGGCCCUCAAAUGACAACAGUGGCCAUAGGUUUGAUGGCACGAAUAUCUGGUUAGAUGGUCCAAAGUGGGAUAAUGAAACAAGACCCUCGGAACUUGUAAAGGCUAGUGGGUGGGAUGAAAGUGUUGUGAGAACAGAUACUGCUAUCAUAGUUCUUACGGAUGGGACCAAUGAAAAACCUGACCAUCAUUUCGAAAAUAAGAAUAAAGCCUGGGAAAUAGAACCACAAUUUAUCAAUUCUGACACAGAGAGAGGUGUUUCUCCACACAGGGGUUCUGCUAGUCAUCUUAAUGCUUUGAACAUUACAGAAUCUCCUGUUACACAGAGCUUUGCUAAUGCUCAGGAUCUUCAUCUUAUUUCCCAAGCUUCUGAUCUAAAUCUGGAGAGAGCUUCAAUUCAUGUCCUUGGACAUAGUUCAAAUCAAGGAGCUUCAGAGAUCGUUCUAUCUACCACAACCACUCAGCCUUAUGGAUCUGCUGAAUCUUUUGUACAACCACAUGGAUUGACAAAAGAGAACAUUGCAAGAACACUUGGCUCUAAUGUAGUAAAUGAAUUUAUGAAUGACAGAGAUGGUGUUCAUCAUGUCCGUUUGCCUGGGCAGAGCUUCAGUGGAACAGGUUUUGGUAUGAGCUCUGAACAUUCUGCAGUUUUGAAUGAAACACACCAAGAAGAGAAUGUGUUCUUACCUAUCCCAUCAACUGGCCAUAAUAAGAUAGAAGCUCUUGGCACACCAGAGAUGCUGGAUUUCAAAGUCCCACAAUAUCUUACUGUUACUGGUGAGCAAGUACAUCAAAUGGAAACCUCUCCAGCAUCUAUGACAAAGAAAUUAGAGGAAGGACAACGAGAAACCCAACUACAAAGUGUCUUAAAUCCUUGUGGUUCUUCUGGAAUGCUACCUUCAAAUCCCAUUUCUGCACUUGUUCAUGCUCUAUAUGGUCAAACAAUUCCUGAGAUGAGGGUUCCAGAUAAUUAUCAUCCUCCAGAUGGCUUAGAGCUGAAUACAUCUGGCAACAUUAAGUUGCCCCCUGACAAUUCAUUCUAUUUAUAUGGAGAUAGUAAUAAGGUUUCCAUGGACCAAAUGAAUCAAACAUCUACUGUUGAUCCUGAACUUGGAAACAAUGAUCAAAUUGAUGAAGUAAAGAAGCAGAAGAAUGAAUUAGUUGAUGUCGAUGAAAAGGAUAAAUUAGCUCUCGAGGAGUCGAAGAAUGUGGAAGAAAAUGAUCAUCCAGGAGCUAUGAAUCUGCAUGGAAAGGUUGAGGAGGGAAGCGGUAACAAUGACGAAAAGGUGAUGCGAUUAUUCAAAAAUGCUCUGAUAGAGUUUGUGAAGGAGAUCCUAAAACCCAUUUGGAAAGAAGGUAAGAUGAGCAGAGAAGUUCAUAAAACAAUUGUUAAGAAGGUGGUUGAUAAGGUAAUUGGUUCAAUUCAAGGAGAACAAGUCGCUAAGACGCAAGAGGAUAUAGAGGAAUAUUUGUCCCGUUCAAAGCCUAAAAUUACCAAACUUGUACAGGCAUAUGUGGAGUGGUUUAUGAAGAAUGAAGUUUGAGAUGCCGUACUCCCCUCCUCUUCUGGAAAAAUCAAAUUCAGUAACUUUUUUAUGAUUUUAUUAAUAAGUACCUUGUUUGUCUGA